GCAGGGCGGGAAUACCAUCAGGAAAAGAAGGGACCGUUCUUUCCAGACUCUUUGAAUAAACCGAAAAAGGCUGCACCCCUAAACCUAGUGGGACCCGGGCCCCAGCAUCCAACCGUCAAAAAUGGGUUCGACUACGACGCACAGGUGCACGGGAUUCGGGAUCCAGGAGAUUCUGGGCUCGAACAUGGAAUCUCUGCAGCACAGGGCGCACCUUCUGGCGGCUAGGUCGGCUUUGGGCCCCGCGGGAGUCGGGGUUGGGAUGGGAAUUAUUGGUCCAGGAGUAAUGCAUUCGUUUUACAGCCAGCCUGCCUUUCUGGAGGUGAUACAGGAGGCGCAGAGUGUUCACCUUCAGCCGCUCAACAGUGCCAGGGGACAGCUGGAUUCGCAUCACUCCGCAAGCUGCUCUGAUUCAGAUGACGUAUCCUCCAACGAAAAUACAUUUUCCAAAUCAUCAAUGAACCAAAACAACAAAAUAAAGAAGAGACUUCACAGGACUAUAUUCACAUCAGAUCAGCUGGAUGAGUUGGAGAAGGCUUUCAAUGAGGCCCGCUACCCUGAUGUCUACGCCAGAGAGAUGCUCUCCAUGAAGACUGAUCUUCCAGAGGACAGGAUACAGGUUUGGUUUCAGAACCGCCGUGCCAAGUGGAGGAAGAGGGAGAAGUGUUGGGGUCACAGCAGUGUGAUGGCAGAGUACGGCCUGUACGGAGCCAUGGUCCGUCACUCCAUCCCUCUGCCUGAGUCCAUCCUCAAGUCAGCCAAGAACGGCAUCAUGGACUCCUGUGCCCCAUGGCUACUGGGUAUGCACAAGAAGUCCAUAGAUACCCCUGUUCUAACCUCUCCUGGAAAACUGGAAGCUCCCCUCUCCCAACUUCCUGCCAGGGAACGAGAGGGGGAGGAAGUGGUGGAGGAAGAGGAGGAGGAGAGGAGGAGGGAGAAUGCCAGGUCGCCCAUAUCCAAAUAGGAACUGAGAGAGAAUAGCAUCGCUGCACUCAGGGCUAAAGCCACAGAACACAGCGCUAAGAUGCUACGCACACAUCCUGGUGACGGACCACUGGGGACAGUUUCAGGGGACGGACCAGGGGGACAGGGACAGCUGAUGGAGACAGAGGAUAAAACAGACAGGAGGACAGACAGGAGGACGGUUGAAGCCUGCAGCAGAGAUAGAACCCAGUCAGUCUUCUUCUAAAGACUGUGCUAGGGCCUGUUGAUGCCCUCUCUGUAAAGAACACUGUUUUACAUAUUCCUGACGUCCAUACUAUCAUAAACAAGAUAGUAUUGGUCACAAUACACAAUAUUCUCGCUAGCAAAAAAGCUUCGUAAUGUUCCUUUGACACCAAAAAGCUGAUAUUGUCAACCUCACAAUCCUCCUGUCAUGGGGAUUCAUUUGGUCCAGAUCACAUUUUCUAUACCCUGGUCUAUAACUGUCCACUAUUUUGUAAUCUGGCAGCUAUUUGGCAGCUAUUUGGCAGCUAUUUGGCAGCUUGCUAUUGUGCAGCUUUAAGAAGAAUAACUAUUUGGUUACAUGGAUCAGUCUUUACAUAUGUACCCUAUUGUUUUCCAAGGUAAUAGGCAAAUCACACAAGGUGAAAGAUACAUGUUAUGAUAAAAUGGUGUGAAAAAUAUACAUGGUCUCCUGUGGAAUAAUGUGAAAAACAAGAAACUCACCUUGAGAGGAUGCAUGAGCCUUUUUUACACUAAAUAGCCUAUCCCCUUGAAAUGUACAAUACAAUACAUGC
Coregonus clupeaformis (lake whitefish) is the source of this 1736-nucleotide messenger RNA. RefSeq names its product visual system homeobox 2-like. Gene Ontology annotation, molecular function: sequence-specific double-stranded DNA binding; DNA-binding transcription factor activity, RNA polymerase II-specific. Gene Ontology annotation, biological process: regulation of transcription by RNA polymerase II. NCBI's taxonomy places the organism in Eukaryota, Metazoa, Chordata, Actinopteri, Salmoniformes, Salmonidae. Gene Ontology annotation, cellular component: nucleus. The record is from RefSeq and is a predicted model, not a curated record. The coding region runs from base 122 to 961 and encodes 279 amino acids. The transcript is spliced from 5 exons.